This is a messenger RNA of Microplitis demolitor, 852 nucleotides long. RefSeq lists its product as uncharacterized. The transcript has a single exon. Gene Ontology annotation, biological process: DNA integration. The record is from RefSeq and is a predicted model, not a curated record. Bases 1 to 852 code for a protein of 283 amino acids. Gene Ontology annotation, molecular function: nucleic acid binding. Lineage: Eukaryota; Metazoa; Arthropoda; Insecta; Hymenoptera; Braconidae.
AUGUGUGCUGGUAUUCCAAGUAAAUCUGGUCACACAGCUAUUCUGGUGAUUCAGGAUUUAUAUACCAAGUGGGUGGAAUUAUAUCUACUUAAACGAGCAACUGGAGCAAAGAUCCUGGGUGCCUUGGAAGCCCUAAUUAUGUGUCGCUGGGGAGUGCUGAAAGUUUUACUUACCGAUAAUGGUACCGAGUUCGUCAACAGAGAUUUGCACGCUCUGGCGGCGAGAGUUGAGUAUAAGCACGUGACCAUUUUACCCUAUCACGCGCAAGCAAAUCCGGUGGAGAGAGUCAACAGAAUCCUAGGGACUAUGAUACGUGCUUUUAUUGGUGCUGAUCAUUGCGAAUGGGACCUGCAUCUACAUGAGUUCCGAUUCGCAUACAAUACCGCAUUCCACAGUUCCGUGGGGGCCACUCCAGCCUUUGCCAAUUUUAGUAGAGAGCCCGAGGCGGCUAUUUCGCUUCGGCGAGAGGUGGAAGGAGUUGUCGAAAUUAUUCCACGACCACAUCAGGAAUGGGUCGACCGCAUGGCACGGCUAAACCGGUGGGGAGAGUCCAUAGUGCAUGCACUGGAGACCGCGUUCCAACGUGAGGCGCACUACUACAACUUGCGCCGACGACAUCGACAGUUUCAAGUCGGUGACUUGAUACUGAAGCGUCAGCAUGUGUUAUCCUUAGUCGCGAAGAGAUUCACGGCUAAGACGAUGACCCCGUUUCACGGACCAUUCGUUGUUUCUCGUCGUAUUUCUGAUACUGUGUAUGAGUUGGAGAGCUUGGAUGGACGGAGUCUCGGAAGAUCUCUGUCCAGGACCUCAAACCAUACCAUCCUCCCGAGUAAUCAGUUCCGAGUCAUUUAG